AUGAAUGGAUAUACAAAAUGUUCCAAGAAAGAAGGCCAGUAUUUUGUUGGUGAAAUAUUAACCUUUAUGACCUGUUUGGACAAUACUAUUAUUAAGUCUGUUCAAGAACUGAGUGGACAAAUAUGCCACAUUUGUGGGGAUGAAGUGGAGAUAACUGUAGACGGGGAGCCCUUUGUUGCGUGCAACGAAUGUGCUUUCCCAGUUUGCAGGACUUGCUAUGAGUAUGAGAGACGAGAGGGAAAUCAGGCUUGUCCUCAGUGCAAAACCCGAUACAAACGUAUCAAAGGUAGUCCUAGAGUGGAGGGCGAUGAUGAAGAGGACGACAUUGAUGAUUUGGAACAUGAGUUUGAUUAUGAGGAUAUUGAGGCUUUGGGCCACACACAGAGUACAGGGGUGAUUCCUGCUGUACGUGGUUGUCAUAUUGAUUCAUCUGAAUCAGCUGCAGGCUCAAGACAUGAUUCAUCUUCCAAGGGUCUUGAAAUCCCUCUGUUAACAUAUGGUGAAGAGGACAAUCAGAUUUCUUCUGAUCAACAUGCUAUCAUAGUACCACCGUUUGCCAGUCAUGGCGAUGAGAUUCAUCCAUCUUCUUCUGGGACUUCAGCUCCUUUACAAUCAAGGCCUUUGGUUCCCGACAAGGACAUUGCUCUAUAUGGGUAUGGAAGUGUUGCAUGGAAGGAUCGAAUGGAGGAGUGGAAAAAGAGGCAAAGUGAUAAACUUCAGGUGGUCAAGCAUCAAGGAGAUAAUGCUGGUGACAACCUGGAUGGGAAUGAAUUGGACUCAGACUUGCCUAUGAUGGAUGAAGGUAGACAGCCUCUGUCGAGGAAAUUGCCCAUUGCUUCGAGCAAGAUAAGCCCAUACAGAUUGAUAAUUAUCCUCCGCCUAGUGGUUCUUGGCUUCUUUUUCCACUAUAGGGUUCUCCAUCCAGUUCAUGACGCAUUUGGCUUGUGGCUGACAUCAGUUAUUUGUGAAAUAUGGUUUGCUGUUUCGUGGAUACUUGAUCAGUUUCCAAAAUGGUUUCCAAUUGAGCGAGAAACAUACCUUGAUCGCCUGUCGCUUAGGUAUGAGAAAGAAGGAAGGCCAUCUGAGUUAGCUGACAUAGACAUCUUUGUCAGCACAGUUGAUCCCAUGAAAGAACCUCCAUUGAUUACUGCAAACACGGUUCUUUCCAUCCUUGCAGUGGAUUAUCCGGUUGAAAAAGUUGCAUGCUAUGUGUCGGAUGAUGGUGCAGCCAUGCUUUCUUUUGAAGCACUUUCGGAGACAUCUGAAUUUGCUCGGAAAUGGGUUCCCUUCUGCAAGAAGUUCAAUAUCGAACCAAGGGCGCCAGAAUGGUAUUUUUCUGAGAAGAUGGACUAUCUGAAAAACAAAGUCCAUCCAGCAUUUGUGAGGGAAAGGCGUGCAAUGAAGAGAGAAUAUGAAGAGUUCAAAGUUAGGAUCAAUCGUUUGGUGGCAACGGCACAAAAGGUUCCUGAGGAAGGUUGGACGAUGCAGGAUGGAACACCUUGGCCGGGAAACAAUGUUCGUGACCAUCCUGGAAUGAUCCAGUUAUUCCUUGGUCAUGAUGGUGUUCAUGAUGUUGAAGGAAAUGAAUUGCCUUGUCUGGUUUAUGUUUCCCGUGAAAAAAGACCUGGUUUUGAUCACCACAAAAAGGCUGGAGCCAUGAAUGCACUGGUGCGGGUUUCAGCCGUUCUAUCAAAUGCUCCUUUCCUUCUGAAUGUUGACUGUGAUCAUUACAUAAACAACAGCAAGGCACUGAGGGAAGCUAUGUGUUUUAUGAUGGAUCCCACUUCAGGAAAGAAAGUUUGCUACGUGCAAUUUCCUCAAAGAUUCGACGGGAUUGAUCGUCAUGAUAGAUACUCAAAUCGAAAUGUUGUGUUCUUUGAUAUCAAUAUGAAGGGUUUGGAUGGUUUACAAGGACCAAUCUAUGUUGGAACAGGGUGCAUCUUCAGACGGCAAGCUCUUUAUGGAUAUGAUGCUCCUGUCAAGAAGAAGCCACCUAGCAAGACCUGUAACUGCUGGCCAAAGUGGUGCUGUUCGUGUUGUGGGUCUAGAAAGAACAAGAAAGGAAAAAUGAAGAAAGAUAAGAAGAAAAAAUUAAAGCACAGAGAAGCGUCAAAGCAGAUAUAUGCACUUGAAACCAUUGAAGAAGGAAUUGAAGUGAAGAACUCUGAAAACCCAUCUCGCGUCUCCCAAGAAAAACUCGAGAAGAGGUUCGGCCAAUCACCUGCAUUCGUGGCAUCAACUCUACAAGAAAAUGUUCCCAAGGAUGCUUGCUCCACAACUUUUCUGAAAGAGGCCAUUCAUGUCAUCAGCUGUGGUUAUGAAGAUAAGAGUGAAUGGGGAAAGGAGGUUGGAUGGAUAUAUGGCUCUGUUACGGAAGAUAUCUUGACGGGAUUCAAGAUGCAUUGUCAUGGCUGGCGGUCAGUGUACUGCAUCCCUAAAAGGCCAGCAUUCAAGGGUUCGGCUCCCAUCAACCUCUCGGAUCGUCUUCACCAGGUUCUUAGAUGGGCUCUUGGAUCAGUAGAGAUAUUUUUUAGCAAACACUGUCCCAUCUGGUAUGGAUAUGGAGGUGGAUUGAAGUCAUUGGAAAGGUUUUCCUAUAUAAAUUCAGUUGUAUAUCCCUGGACUUCUAUUCCUUUGAUUGUAUACUGCACAUUGCCAGCCAUCUGCCUUCUUACAGGGAAAUUUAUUGUCCCCGAGAUUAGUAAUUAUGCCAGUAUUAUAUUCAUUGCCCUAUUCAUCUCCAUUGCUGCAACUGGCAUCCUUGAGAUGCAAUGGGGUGGCGUUGGAAUCGACGACUGGUGGAGAAACGAGCAGUUUUGGGUUAUUGGAGGAGUUUCCUCUCACUUUUUUGCUCUCGUCCAAGGAUUACUCAAGGUUUUGGCUGGUGUCAACACAAAUUUCACCGUCACCUCAAAAGGAGGAGACGAUGGAGAAUUUUCCGAGCUCUAUAUCUUCAAAUGGACAUCGUUGUUAGUUCUGCCUACAACAUUAUUGAUCAUAAAUAUAGUCGGGGUUGUGGUGGGAGUUGCAGAUGCCAUCAAUAACGGUUAUGAUUCUUGGGGUCCAUUGUUCGGUAAACUUUUGUUUGCCUUGUGGGUUAUUCUUCACCUCUAUCCUUUCCUCAAGGGACUGAUCGGGAAACAAGAGAAAAUUCCGACAGUAAUUAUAAUCUGGUCGAUUCUGCUGGCUUCUAUAUUGACCUUGUUGUGGGUACGAAUCAACCCGUUUGUUUCACGAGAUGGACCAGUACUGGAAAUCUGUGGACUUAACUGUGACGACUGA
Olea europaea var. sylvestris is the source of this 3282-nucleotide messenger RNA. RefSeq names its product cellulose synthase A catalytic subunit 2 [UDP-forming]-like. The coding region runs from base 1 to 3282 and encodes 1093 amino acids. Gene Ontology annotation, molecular function: cellulose synthase (UDP-forming) activity. The record is from RefSeq and is a predicted model, not a curated record. Gene Ontology annotation, biological process: cellulose biosynthetic process; plant-type primary cell wall biogenesis. Lineage: Eukaryota; Viridiplantae; Streptophyta; Magnoliopsida; Lamiales; Oleaceae. Gene Ontology annotation, cellular component: plasma membrane; trans-Golgi network. The transcript is spliced from 15 exons.